Molecule: messenger RNA, 510 nt
Organism: Arabidopsis thaliana (thale cress)
Lineage: Eukaryota; Viridiplantae; Streptophyta; Magnoliopsida; Brassicales; Brassicaceae
Exons: 5
Coding region: 190-510 (106 amino acids)
Source: RefSeq, marked reviewed
CCGAAGCUUUCCUCUGCAUUCCGUCGUCCCUCUCUUUUGUCUCUUUCUCCGACCCUAGCUCUCUCUCUUCUCUUCCGUUUAUCACCAUCGCCGUUAGCCCGUUACCAUUCUCUCUCUCUCUUCUCCGUUCUCCGUUAACUUAUUCACGAUCUACUAAGGUUUUUAAUUUUUGUUUGUUAUUAUUAUAGGAUGCGGAUUUCUGUGAUGAAGCCCGUUCGCCACCAACAGGUUCUUCUUCCUGGACUCUUGAAGCGUGCGCUCAACUGCAUAGCUGCAAAUCAAGAUUGUGAAGUUGAUCCAAAAGGAGACAUGACUAAAAUUGAUCUCAAGGACCAAGGCACCAAUGCUGUUGAGACUGGUCGCAGCAGCAAAGUAGUAUCUACAGUCCCACUUCAUCGCAGUAUCUUCUCUCCUAAUGGAAACAAAGCAAUGAUGAGUUCAAAAGCCGAAGCUCGGGAUCAAAUGCCAUUAGUUAUACAGGGUAUUAGGUUCAAAGUUAAUUACAAUUAG